Molecule: messenger RNA, 1169 nt
Organism: Diospyros lotus (date-plum)
Lineage: Eukaryota; Viridiplantae; Streptophyta; Magnoliopsida; Ericales; Ebenaceae
Exons: 4
Coding region: 395-778 (127 amino acids)
Biological process (GO): mitochondrial respirasome assembly
Source: RefSeq, a predicted model, not a curated record
CCGUAAUCAUCAAACCGCCCGAAAAGGCAACAGGGGUAUGAUCCGUGGGCCGCCACUCCCUCACUCUCGACAACUCGUAGCCUCUUCUGUGAUUAGAUAAAAGAAAGAUAAUUACAACGCCGCAGCAAAAUUGCCGGCCUCUCUGUGCUCCGUUUGAAAUCUCUGGACUACCAAAUCUAUAGCACAGACCCAAUCUUUCUCUGCGUUUCAAUCGCCUUCGUUAGAUCUACGCCAAAGCUUUCAUAUACUCCGCUGUACGAAGUCAACUGCUCCUCUCCUCUUCUCGAUCGCAUCUCCAACCCUAGCUAACACUCUGAUCAAUUUUGGAAAUUUUGACAGUUUACUGCAAUUCGAACUACUACUUUUGGUGAAAAAUUCGCCGAAUUUGUUCAGUAUGAAAGCGAGAAAGUCCGCCAAGUCCAAUCUUCAGCAGCAGCACCAGAACGGGCACUUGUCUCCGUUCAAGUUCGCGAAGUUGUUGGAUCCGGAGGCUUCUUGGGACAAGGAUCAACUAGGAGAUGUAUUGCAUUGGAUUCGACAAGUGGUAGCCCUCAUAUGUGGGUUGCUUUGGGGAGCCAUUCCCUUAGUUGGGGGCAUAUGGAUUAUUGUGUUUCUGGUUAUUUCCUCUGGGAUUAUAUAUGGAUAUUAUGCAAUGAUAUUAAAGGUUGAUGAAGAAGAGUUUGGCGGUCAUGGAGCUCUCCUUCAGGAGGGUCUCUUUGUUUCUAUAAUGCUCUUUUUGCUUGUUUGGACUCUAGUAUACAGCUUGGCACACUUCUGAUUGGACUCUGGCCGAGGACUACCUAUGUGAUCGUUGAAUUGUCUUAACACUUUUGUUUGUCCGAGCUUUCAACUUUCUGCAUUGAAAACUUGGAAGUUCCAUGAUCUUCAUUGUUAAAUUUCGGGAUUUAUAUUUCAUGAUUGUGCAGAACUUAGUUUUGCAAUGUAUGGGAUGGAAAUAGUUGCUUUCAGGUCAAGGUAGAUCAGCUGUUUCCAUGAUAAUAUACAUUGUUUGUUCAUCAAGCCGUGGAAUGUGGCAGAUUGUGUCUGUAUUCUAACAUGUGAAAGUUUUGUUUUCGCUGUCUUCGUUGGCAUUUCUGGUGGGCAUUGUAAAAGUGACAAUGUUCUGCAAUAGAACACAGAGAAUAAUGCAGAUCAGGAUUUUUCGCUUU